Tinamus guttatus (white-throated tinamou) is the source of this 936-nucleotide messenger RNA. RefSeq names its product olfactory receptor 5G9. Lineage: Eukaryota; Metazoa; Chordata; Aves; Tinamiformes; Tinamidae. Gene Ontology annotation, biological process: G protein-coupled receptor signaling pathway. Gene Ontology annotation, molecular function: G protein-coupled receptor activity; olfactory receptor activity. Gene Ontology annotation, cellular component: membrane. The record is from RefSeq and is a predicted model, not a curated record.
AUGGUAGAAAACUGCACUGAAGCGAGCCAGUUCAUUUUUGAGGGUUUUUCAGCCAGCUGGGAACUGCAGAUUUUCCUUUUCCUGCUUCUCCUGGCGAGCUACGUCAUCACGUUAGUGGGGAAUCUCGGGCUGAUCUUUUUAAUCUGGGUUGACCCUCAGCUUCACACCCCCAUGUACUUCUUCCUCAGUAACCUGUCCCUUGUGGACUUCUGCUACUCCUCUGUGGUCACCCCACAGAUGCUGGCCCAUUUCUUUGCCCAGCAGAAAGCCAUUUCCCUUCCCCAGUGCGCCACACAGAUGUGGUUCUUCAGCCUCUUCGUGGCUACCGAGUGUUACCUCCUGGCAGCCAUGGCCUAUGACCGCUAUGUGGCCAUUGCCCAGCCUCUGCUCUACGCCACCUCCAUGUCUCCAAAGAGCUGUGCCUGGCUGGUAGUUGGCCCUUACGCGGCGGGCACUGUGAAUGCGGUGACACAUACCAGCCUGGCUUUCCAGCUACGCUUCUGCGAGCCCAGCGUGGUCAACCACUUCUUCUGCGAUAUCCCCGCCGUGAUCUCCUGCUCCUCCUCGAACACCGGCACCAACGCGCUGGUGCUUUUCUCCCUCUCCUUCGUCCUCGGCACGCUGAGCGUCUGCAUCAUCCUGGUCUCCUAUGCGUACAUCCUCGCGGCCAUCCUGAGGAUCUGCUCCGCGCGGGGCCGGCGCAAAGCUUUCAGCACGUGCAUAUCCCACCUGACCGCGGUCACCUUGCUCUUUGGGACCCUCUUCUUCACCUACGUGCGCCCCAGUUCCCGCUUCUCGGCAGAUGCAGAUAAAGUGGCUGCUGUGCUCUACACCAUGGCAAUCCCCAUGCUGAACCCCCUCAUCUACAGCCUGAGGAACCAGCAGGUGAAGGCCGCGCUGGGGAGGCUGACACAGAGGAGAGGGUUUUCUCUGUGA